Messenger RNA from Akanthomyces muscarius, 5916 nucleotides. RefSeq lists its product as uncharacterized. Lineage: Eukaryota; Fungi; Ascomycota; Sordariomycetes; Hypocreales; Cordycipitaceae. The coding region runs from base 1 to 5916 and encodes 1971 amino acids. Gene Ontology annotation, biological process: regulation of transcription by RNA polymerase II. The transcript is spliced from 4 exons. Gene Ontology annotation, cellular component: Set3 complex. The record is from RefSeq and is a predicted model, not a curated record.
AUGCAGCGACGCAGUGGCCUGCUCUUGAGCAUGGCUUCCAGAUAUUCCAGAUAUGAUCCGGACCGGCGGUCGCGCUCUCCCAGGGACCGCUCGCCGGAUCGCUUCGACCGUGGACCGCCGUAUGACCAGGAUAGACGCCGCUCAUCCGCCGAAUCGAGAGGAAACCCCGGUGGCUUCCCCCCCAAUCGCGACGGCUUCGGUGACUCCAUGCGAAGAGACCCGCCGCGCGGUCCCAAGGCCCUUAUCGACAUGCCCAAUGGUCCCCGCGGUGGCUUUGGAGGAGAUUUUCGUGGCGGUCGCGGUCGUGGCAGGGGUCGCCCAUGGCCUGCUCGCGAUGAUAGUAGAGAACGCGGCAGGGAAAGAGAUGUUGACUUUCGCGACCGUUAUCGCGAUGACCGUAGCCGCGAGCGAGACCGCGAUCACAGGGAUAGAGAGUGGCGCGACCGGGGAGAUUUUAUUCGCAGGCGAUCCCCCAUUGGGCGACCCAGAUCACCCAACCGAGACUUUAGGGAUCGUGAACGCGAUGCACCACCGCCAGUUGAUGUGGAACGACCUCGUCGGGGCUCUCGUGACGCUGGGCCCCUUUCGGCUGGAUCUACUGCAUCUGACCAACCCUUCAGCGGCCCUUCGUUUGCUCGCGGAGGUGGCUUUAUGAGAGGUCGUGGGAGAGGGGGACGAGGCGAUUGGAACUCCGACCGAGGUAGAGGGCGCACUCCCUACGAUGACCGCAAUGACCGCUAUCCUAGGAGUCGUUCUCAAGAGGGACGCUGGGGUAGAGAGCGCGACGACCGAGACAGAGGGGACCGUUAUCCUCCUGACGAUGGCCGCAGAGAUCUUCGUGACGACCGCGACAGAUCUGACAGAGAUCACCUUCGAGUCAAGCCAGAUGCCCGCACGCCAAACCCGGCAGAGUCGGCACCGCAGUCCCGCGAGGUGUCGCCUCCUCCCAUCGCACCAUCCGCCCCAGCAUUUGGCUCCGUACCAAAUAGAGGAUCGAUAUCCAUCGACGGGACGGGAAAGCCGCCUUCCAUGCCUCGGGCACAUAGCGACCGUCCGCCUUCCUCAGGCCAUUUGGGACCCGACAGCCCUUCCAUGAGCACCCGUGGCCCCCCACAGGGCCCUAGUCGACAAUUUGGCAGAAGAAUACCGGACUCUCCCAAAGCUAUGCGGUCGCAAACCUUUGCGUACGGAGGCGACUAUCCAGAGCAACGCCGGCCCCGUAGUAGCGGAGCAAACUCUGAUUCCAUCACCGGCAUAGAAAACCGAUCGCGGUCCAAUUACAGUGCCGAGCCAGGCGAGAUUGUUAAAAGCGAAAACGACACGCAAGACUCGAAACACUUGGCUGCCGAUCUCGAUGAAGGUGAACUUCCCCAAGAAGACGAAACGCCGUCAGCUCAAAAGCCCGAUACCAAAGCUGUCCCGCUGAGGGUAACUCGUAAGCGGAAACGACCUGUCGUUGGGGUUGUUCGAUUUUCCCUCCCGCCGAAGACUUCGAAAGACGAUGACUCUGAAUCCGACGAUGACGAAGAUAUGGCCGACUACUUUGACAUGGAGAUCAGUAAAACUGAAGCCGAGCUGAGCAAGCUCCAUCAGCCUGAAUUGCCACUCGAAGUCCUUUCGCGCUAUGCCUCGCUCUCUCAUGGAGCAAUGGUGAAAAUACUCAAUGACCAUGAAAGGUUGACCGAGAUGCUUGGCGAACCACCGGAAGGCAUUGCGAUUGCCCCGACCAAGGAAGAAGUGGAGGUGGCCAAGCCUGUCCAGGACGAAGCUGCUGCAGCAGAACCCCAGCCAAAGCCAGAAGAAAGCACUCCCGCCUUCGCUGAUGUUCCGGAGGCGACCAAACCCGAGGAGUCGACUGUUUUACCUGUGGCUACAGUUCCGGAGCCUGAGAGCAAAGCAAAAGAGCCAGGGCAGAAGCUAGAGCAGGCACCAGAGCAGGCACCAGAGCAGGCGCCAGAGCAGGCGCCAGAGCAGCGACCAGAGCAGCGACCAGAGCAACAGCCAGAGCAACAGCUAGAGCAGGAGCCGGAGCAGAAGCUUGAACAGGAGCCGAAGCAGAAGAUGAAGCAAGAACUCGGACAAGAGCCCAAGCAAGCACCGAAAGAGCCGGAGAAAGAACCGGAAGAGCCAAAGCAAGGGCUGAGGCGAGAGCCGGAGCAGAACCUAGAGAAAGGGCCGAGACAGGGGCUGGAGCAAGGGCCGGAGCGGGAAUUGGAGCCCGAGCAGCAGGCCACAGUGGUACUGCCGGUUCCUGAAGUCGACGACGCCAUCAAGGAGCCAGUACCUGAACCUGAACCCCAAGUCAACGGAGAUGCACAAGCUGCUCACCAACAGCCGGUGGAAUCCAAGACACUCGAACCUCUCCUGGCAAUGGAAACCACCGACACGGGAUCCAAGGUACCUAGCACUCCUUCACAAGUCGAGGACGAUGAGACGGAGUCUGAAGACGAGGCGUACCUGGACGUUGAUGCUAUUCGCCAGUACAUGACUACUCCACCACCCGACAGCCUUCCAACUUUCGCCUCGAAGCCCUGGGAAAAGGACACUGACUUCUUAGCAAGUCUUCAUCCUGAUCCCGAGGUCGAUAAAUACGUUGCGCAGCACAUGGACAAAGUCCACCUUGAUAGGGAUCAUGAACAAAAUGAGCAGCGCCACGUGUACGCAGACAAUUAUAUCCGCUAUCUCGAUUUCACGACCUCGAGCGAUCCGGUUGCGGUCAAGAGUCGAGACAAAUUCUCCGUCACAAUGCCAAUUCCAGAACCCGCUGCCGCUGCGACGCCUGAGCCAAAGCCCGAAGGCCGUACGUCAGGACGUCGCUUCGCCUCCGAACGUGAUCUUGAGCGAGUUCUUCAAGCCUCUAUGCGUGAAGAUGAGGAGCGAAGGGAACGUGAGCUUAGAAUACAAAAGGAAAAGUACCGCAGCGAGAAGGAGGCUGAUAUACCUAGCAUGUACUGGGACGCCGAAGAACGCCAGAGCGUACAGUACUGGGAUCAUUCUGGCUACGUGCCGCAAGACCGGCUAGUAUCUACUUGGCAGGUCCUUGCGCCGACAAACAACUUUACAAAGGAGGAAUCAGAACUUUUCGAGAAGCGAUAUCUGGAGCAUCCUAAGCAAUGGGGCAAGAUUGCAGAAGUCAUUCCCAACCGCGACUUUGGCACAUGCAUCCAGUAUUAUUACCUUAUGAAGAAGGACCUCAAUCUCAAAGAGAAGCUUAAGAAACAGCCCAAGAGGCGCAAGAAGGGCCGAGGCAAGCAGCGUUCUAGUGCCCUGAUGUCUGAACUUGGCAAUGCGGAUCCCGAGACGGAAGAUAAUCAGGAAACUGGAGAAAAUGGCGAGAGGCGUCGGCCGAGACGCGCUGCUGCUCCUACAUGGGGCUUUGAGCAGCCUCCCAUUGAUCCUGAUACUUCUACGCCUGUCUCAACCCCAGGUCGCCGUGGCCGAGGCGAAGGAGGAGAAAAGUCCGACGGACGGAGGCGCGGCAGAAAGUCAGCCAAAGACAAGGAUAAGGAGGCCAAAGAAAAGAAGACUAACCAGUCAUUGUCCGCCGCAUCUACUCCUGGACCAAGCAAGGGAAGACCACGGUCGUCUUCACGUAUGCCUGAAGGUCCUGUACCAGCGACCAACGAAAUCCAUCCCGCGAUACCCAACUUCGAGCAGGCUAUCCCCUCUGGCAUCCAGCCGCCGUUUUCUGUCCAUUCGCAGCCUAUGACUGGCAUCGAAAGGCAGGUCACGCCUGUAGCCCCGCCUCCCAUAGUAGAUGUGCUAUCGGCGCCGUCUCUUAGGCCGGAGCCGCCGCCCCCACCCCAGCCAGCAAUGGCAACGUUCAAUCUGUCACAGUCCAGCCAAGAUCGGAAGGCGGCUACGCAAGCAUCUAGUUACUGGAGUGUAUCCGAAUCCAACGAUUUCCCAUUGCUUCUUGCAGCAUUUGGGUCGGACUGGAACGCUAUUGCAAAUCACAUGGGCUCCAAAACUGCUGUCAUGGUCAAGAACUAUUUUGUUCGCCAAAAGGACCAGACAAAACCGGAAUUGGAAGCCAUCGUGCAGGAUGCAGACGCGAAACGUAUGCGAGGUGAGAAUCGACCCGAUCCACCUCCGCAUACGGCUGGUGGUCGUGGAAGACGAUAUGAUGUAUUGCCACCUGCACCAGGGCGACCGGGACCAUUUGGCGUUCCACCAGGUAUGGAAAUGCACAAUGAACCGCCACCGCCAGUCAAGCAGGACGCUGGACUGCCAGGCCGUGCGCCAGCGUACCCCGCCUACGGUGUCCCCAUUGCAAAGGCACCUGCACAGGGUCUUGGGCCGCCGGCAGGACAACCUGUCGGAGCCCAAGCCGCACCACCGCCAGUCGGCCCGCCGCUUUCUCCCUCCCGCACUGGACGUGGACCCCCGCCUGCCUUUGGAUUUCCGGACCGUGAGCGAGAUAUUCGCGGAUCCCUUCCACCGAAAGCACCUGGUGCUGGCAGUCCUGAUAUUCGAGAUCAGCGAGCCUUGCACGAGCGCCAGAAAGCAGAUCUUGCACUUCGCGAUUCUCACAUGCGCGAGAGAGAACGGGAGCGCGAUCUUAGUCGUCAGUCUAUGCGUGUUAAGCAAGAGGAGAUGGCACCCCAACAUGGAGGCUACGAGCCAUUUGGCCAUCGCCAACAGGCGAGCUUAGGACAAGGUAGACCUGAUCCACUGUCUCUUGGACGACCGGCAACGACAGAACCGUCACGCAACUAUGGCCAAGGGCCGCAGCCUGGCCGCGGAUUGCUUGGCGAUCCUGGCCCUGGCCACUCACCGCCUAUGGCGAGACCAAUGUCCACGAUGGGCUCGCGACCACCAUCUGGAGAGCUUUACCCUUCCCAUCCUCCUCCCCAAUCGAGUACUCCUGGGUCCGUUGGUGGCUUAGCGAAGCCUUCUGAGCCACGUAAGACGUCGAACAUCAUGUCUCUUCUGAAUGACGACCCUCCACCAGCACCAAAACGGGUCAGCGAAGUUGCGGCUCGAGCUGUCGCAACUCCACCGCCACAGCCCAUGUCGCGGCCGCCCCCCUCACAACAGCAGGCCGCGCCUUUGCGUCGUGAACCGGAGCCAGGGUAUCACUCAUAUGGUCGCAACCCUCCUCAAGCGGCUCCUGCAGGCAUGCCUUCGCUCAAGCCAUCGCAGCCUCCCCCAAUGUCGGGAUCGCGGAUGGCAAUGGAAGCUCAGCCCGAGCGUGAUUACUACCGAUCACAUGCAUACCCCUCUGUACAACAAAACACGGCCACGAACUCGCCGCCGACGGCCCCUCAUCGAUAUGCUCCUCCGCCUUCACAAGCAUACCAGCCGCAGCCUGGCUACCCGACUCAAUACGGCUCCGCGCCGCAACCGCACGCAGCCUCACCGCCUCCUCAGUAUGCCGGCCACGGAGCUCCCAGAGGACGGGACCAUGGGCCUCCUCCUCCGCAGAACGUUCGUGACCAGGGCUGGCCUUCUCAUCAGCAGCCUCCUGGCAACGGCUGGCAACAGGGCCCCGGGCCUAAGACGUCACAGGGCCCGCCACCACCGCAGUCGUGGUCUCCAGCUCCGCAAUCGCAGCACCCCUCCCAUCCACACACAGUUAGAGAUGAGCGAGCGUACAGCACGCAGCCCAUGCAGAGUCGCUACGCACCGCCGCCAGCAACCUCGCGGCCUCCUGACCCAGGGCCGCCUUACAACCGCUACUCGUCGACGCCCGUGCCACGUGAUCCGCGAGAAAUGCCCGGCCGGAGCUACACUCCCGUCGGUUAUGACAACCGAGGGCCGCCACCUCCUCCCCAGGGUCCAGGAGGGUAUCCGCAACCGGACCCGCGAGACCCAAGAGAUCCACGAGAUCCAAGAGACCCGCGGGAUAUGAUGUCGAGAGGACUGCGACCGCAAGACUCGUAUGACAGACGCCAGGAUCAAUAUAGACGGUGA